UCUCUGUUUGUUGCGUGUUCUAAUUUGGGUGUGACCGAAAACAUUCGAAAACUUUAAAUGUGUCGUCAAAUGAGCUGAGCUGAAUAUUAGGAAGCUCGAGUUCGGCUUGUGAAAGUAAGCUCCGUUCGAGCUCAGCAGUUUGAGUUUGGCUCAUCACUUAUUCAGCAACACCGUAUUUGAGCUCCAGCUCGGGCUAUCGAAGGCUUGGUUUUGGGUCAACAACAUGUUAUUCGAGCUUGACUCAUAAAAGGCUCGUUUAAAUACUUGAACAUGAGCUUGGAGGACUGAGUUUAGGCAUGAGCUUGAACAUGUUCGCGGACCACUUUAGUCGAGCACGGUCAGGCUUGACCUUGGCUAUUGAGCUCGGUUUGAGAUUUGGGCUCGACUCGUUUACGAAGAUUUUGAACAAGUUUUUUUUGAGCCAAUCUUCAAAUAACUCACGAAAUAGCUUGGUUCAUUUGCAAUAACUAGGAUCAAUUAACUAAGUUACCCAUUUUCCCAUUCUAUCUCUACAGAUUUCUUGAGGCUCAUAUUGUGUGCCUUUGCCCCUUGCUUUCCUUAUCUUCCCUUUGAUUUAUUACCAGUUUUACUUUCUUCAACUGCCAAAAAUGGCUUCCAAACUCCAAAUCCAUGUCCGAACCAUCAAGAAAUCAACUCUCAACUACAACUUCCAACAAACAACUACUUCCUCUUCAUCACUUUCAUUCACUAAACAUCUUUCUCAACUCCACCUACUAAUCUCUUACACACACGAGAAAAAACCUCAGCACGAAUCAAUUCUCUCUCCAAAAUGCUCUCUCUCAUCUCCCAAGCCACCAGCCACCAAAGAGGAAGCCAUUCUCCAGGCCAAAACCUCUCUCUCAUCCACCUUAGAGAGGCCCCUCAACAAUCCCAAACUCGCUGGAAAGAUGAAGAAGAUCAAGCAGCCCAGACUCCGCGUUGAGAUUCCGGUGGUCGACGACUCGCCGGCGUCGCUCUCUCAGCUGGCCCUCCAAGUAUUUGCAGAUAUGCCAAUCAGAAGAAAAGGCCCACAAAUCAAGAUUCUUCUUUUAUGGCCUAGCCAUGGCCUAAUGCAGGCUGCCACUGAGGCAUUCGCUUCUCUCUCUUCAGGCAUCCAUGUACAGAGCAUUGCCAUGUCAUCAGUUCUUGAGGAGGAUGUCAGGAUUCUGACUUCUGCUGACGUGGCGGUGUUCUUCGCUCCCGAGGCGUCUCAGCUGGCGGUUAUGAAGACAGUUAGUGACAGUUUGAGUCCUAGGCCGGUGGUGAUGUUCAAUCCCAAGUGGAGUUUUGAUGAGGAGUCUGAAAUGGGAGAGAUGAGUGGGUUUUUGGGAUCGUUCGAGGUGGUCUAUUCUUUCAUGGGAUUGGAGGUUAGAGGGAUAUUGAGUAAGCGGAAAGGUGUCAUCUUUAAGUGUGUGAGAGAUGGGGUUUUGAGUGGUGAGAGAUGGAAUGUUUUGGUUGAGGAAGAAAAAAAUGAAGGGGAGAUGAGAGUCGUUUCCAGCUUCAAAUCGAGGCCGUCCAUCGUGCAAGUCGAGAGCGUGCUGUACAAUCUCAUGGCUAUCAAUUCACCAGUCACCAAAUCUGCCAAGUUCUUGAAAGAUUUGGUUGAGAAUGUGACUGGGAAGAAGUAGUGUUGUUGCUAUUUUUGAAAAAUGAGUAUAUUUGUGACAUGAGAUUUUUAUGUGAAUCUUGAUUGUUUAAUCUUUCAUUGCUGCAUGAUUUUAUAUA
Salvia miltiorrhiza (redroot sage) is the source of this 1725-nucleotide messenger RNA. RefSeq lists its product as uncharacterized. The coding region runs from base 609 to 1628 and encodes 339 amino acids. Lineage: Eukaryota; Viridiplantae; Streptophyta; Magnoliopsida; Lamiales; Lamiaceae. The transcript has a single exon. The record is from RefSeq and is a predicted model, not a curated record. Gene Ontology annotation, cellular component: chloroplast.